Molecule: messenger RNA, 4492 nt
Organism: Ailuropoda melanoleuca (giant panda)
Lineage: Eukaryota; Metazoa; Chordata; Mammalia; Carnivora; Ursidae
Gene: TTLL4
Product: tubulin tyrosine ligase like 4
Exons: 21
Coding region: 609-4214 (1201 amino acids)
Biological process (GO): protein polyglutamylation; microtubule cytoskeleton organization
Cellular component (GO): ciliary basal body
Molecular function (GO): tubulin-glutamic acid ligase activity; tubulin binding
Source: RefSeq, a predicted model, not a curated record
CCUUCCCAGGCCCCACAACCCCCGAGAUUCCGCGCGCCUGCCUCCCGCCCGCCCGCUGUGAUCGCCCCUUCCAGGCCCUCCGUCUGUCCGCUGGGGGCGCGCGCAGUGCCUUGCAGGCGGCUUCGGCGCCGGCGGCUGGGAGCGCGGGUCGCGUGGCGGUGCGUGGUUGCUAGGGGCGUCUGAGGCCGCCCGCUAGCCCAGCAGGCCGAGGGAGGAAGCAACGCGGAGCCGGCGCCGAGCCGGGGCGAAGCUGGGUCUGCUAGAUGAGGUCAGUGUGUUGGCUCCUAAAGUAAUUUCCUCACAAGCUGUCGAUUGGAGGGUCAACUGAUGGUGGAUCCUUUAGGCUUAGUCAGAGAGACCACUGCAAAAACAGUUCCUUGGUAAGGAUGCCAGGAUUCCAUUCAGGAUUAUCCCAGAUGAGUGACUUCUUAUAGAAGGGUCUUGUUUUUUCCCCUCUGGAUGCUGUCAUUUGUGAAAACUGGAGAUUAUUUUGUGACUUGGAUUUAGAAAGCUGACGGACUUCGAGGAUGCAGCCGCUCCUACCGGAGGUGUGUGGCACCUGUUCCGAGUUGGGCCCCGAGGCCACGUGGCCAUGAUGGGGGCCCCUCAUGGCCUCAGCAGGAACAGAGCACUACAGUAUUGGCCUCCGCCGGGGAAACAGCUUCAAGCAGAGUGGCCUCUCAGGCACCGUGCCCGCCCGGCCACCAGAGAAACCCUCUGAGGGCAGAGGCUGGGCGCAGGCCCAUCAGCAGGUGAAGCCGAUCUGGAAGCUGGAGAGGAGGCACGUGGGGACCCUGUCAGCGGCAUUGGACCCCGGCCUCUUGGGUGUGCCAUCCCGGCCAGCGUAUUUCUUUUGCCCCAGCACUUUCUGUGGCUCGGGGCACUCAGCUGUCCUCGCCGGCCACGGCAGCUCCUGCUACCUGCACGCCCUCCCGGACCCGUUCGGCGGCACGCUGCUGUACCGCCGCGCCAGCUACAGGCACAAACCUUACCAGCAGCUGGAGUCCUUCUGCUUGCGCUCAGGCCUGCCGGAGAGAAGACCUCUUUCUCUCGCUCCGAAGAGCCUCCCUGUCCGACUUACUGCCAGUAAGGCCCCUUCUUUCACGGUCUCCCCCAUGGCCCAGCCCGUGGCGUCCUCGUCCACAGAUCCAUACCUCUCGCUGGGAGCGGCUGGGGAAAACCCUUCGGGGAAGAGCCUGGCCGCUGCCAUCUCAGGGAAGAUCCCGUCUCCGCUCACCUCCUCCUCCUCGUCCUACAAGCCCAUGCUCAAUAACAACUCGUUCAUGCGGCCAAAUAGCACUAAAGUGCCUUUACCGCAGGCCACGGAGGGCCUGAAGCCAGUAUCCUCACCCAAGAUCCAUCUGGUGCCCUGGCCUCACUCGGGGGGCACCGGAGACUGUGCGCUGCAGCCUGUGGAGCACAAGGUACCCAAGAGCAAUGGCACCGUCCUGGGUGACGCCCCCGCCCCCAGCGCCCUGUCUGCCCCUGGCUCCUUAGACACUUUGACCACCAGUGUUGCCUCUGCCCAGUACAGCCGGAGAAGCUUCGCCGCAAGAGCAGAGCCGCGUCCGUGUGGCCUGGAUGGCGACUUUGUCUCUCAGGCUCUGACUAAGGAGGUUCGGUUCACUGAGGCCGUGAGGAAGUUGACUGCAAGAGGCUUUGAGAAGAAGCCACGGCAAGGCUGCCAGUUUGAACAGUCUUGUUUCAUGAGCCCCGGCUUGCAGUGUGAUCUCCUCAGCAGGAACCGGCAGUGGAAACCUCCCGUGGCAGGCCAGCAGUUCCCUCAGGAGGAUGCCGGAGCCAGCAGUAGGAUCCCCUCUAGCGCCUCGGACACCUUGGAGUUGGACAGUACAGUCUUCUGUACCAAACGCAUCAGCAUUCACCUCCUUGCCUCACAUGCCAAUGCGCUCAGCCACGGCCCUGCCUGUGGAUCUGCGAUUGACUCCCCACCACCCGGAGAAGACAAUUCCAUUCUGCCUUCUCCCCCUCAGCCCCUUGGUGUAGCCGACGUGGCCACCCGCCUGUCUUCCAUCCAUCUGGGCCAGCUUGGGAAGGAGGGGCUGAAGGAAGCCAGGGGGCCGGACUCCCCUGCUAGGGAUAUCAGUUCACCCACAGACCCCCAGCUAGACCUGGGUGAGGCUGAAGAUCUGGAAGAGCUAGUAGAUGGUUUGGAGGACUGCUGCAGCCAUGAUGAGAAUGAAGAGGAAGAGGGAGACUCAGAGUGCUCCUCAUUCAGUGCUGUCUCCACCAGCGAGUCAGUAGCAGUGAUCUCUCGGAGCUGUGCGAAGAUUCUAACCAAGCCCCUCUCCAGUGAGAAAGUUGUCCGACCAGCCCUCAUCUACAGCCUCUUUCCCAACGUGCCCCCUACCAUCUAUUUUGGCACCCGGGAUGAGAGAGUGGAGAAACUUCCCUGGGAGCAGAGGAAACUGCUCCGGUGGAAGAUGAGCACAGUGACCCCCAACAUUGUCAAGCAGACCAUUGGACGGUCCCACUUCAAAAUCAGCAAAAGAAAUGAUGACUGGCUAGGCUGCUGGGGUCACCACAUGAAAUCUCCUAGUUUCCGAUCCAUUCGGGAGCAUCAGAAGCUAAACCACUUCCCAGGUUCCUUCCAGAUUGGGCGAAAGGACCGACUGUGGCGGAACCUGUCUCGCAUGCAGAGCCGCUUUGGCAAGAAGGAGUUCAGCUUCUUCCCUCAGUCCUUCAUCCUGCCCCAGGAUGCCAAGCUCCUGCGCAAAGCCUGGGAGAGCAGCAGCCGCCAAAAGUGGAUUGUUAAACCGCCAGCGUCAGCCCGAGGCAUUGGCAUCCAGGUCAUUCACAAGUGGAGUCAGCUCCCCAAGCGAAGGCCCCUCCUGGUGCAGAGGUAUCUACACAAACCCUACCUCAUCAGCGGCAGCAAGUUCGAUCUGCGAAUCUAUGUUUACGUCACCUCCUACGACCCUCUGCGGAUUUACCUCUUUUCAGAUGGACUCGUCCGCUUUGCCAGUUGCAAGUAUUCCCCUUCCAUGAAGAGCCUUGGCAACAAGUUCAUGCACCUGACCAACUACAGUGUCAAUAAAAAGAAUGCCGAGUACCAGGCCAAUGCAGAUGAAACGGCCUGCCAGGGCCACAAAUGGGCACUGAAGGCUUUAUGGAACUACCUGAGCCAGAAGGGAGUCAAUAGUGAUGCCAUCUGGGAGAAGAUAAAGGAUGUUGUUGUCAAAACCAUCAUCUCGUCAGAACCCUAUGUGACCAGCCUGCUGAAGAUGUACGUACGACGGCCCUACAGCUGCCAUGAGCUCUUUGGUUUCGACAUCAUGCUGGACGAGAACCUCAAGCCCUGGGUCCUGGAGGUCAACAUCUCCCCGAGCCUGCACUCCAACUCUCCACUGGACAUCAGCAUCAAAGGCCAGAUGAUCCGUGACCUUCUGAACCUGGCAGGCUUUGUCCUGCCCAGCGCAGAGGAUGUCGUGUCCAGCUCCAGCAGCUCUGGCCGCUCCAGCGCCAGCCUGCUCAGCUCCCCCAGGGAUAAAUGUCGAAUGGCCCCGGAGCAUUUCACUGCACAGAAGAUGAAGAAAGCCUAUUAUCUGACCCAGAAAAUUCCUGAUCAGGACUUCUACGCAUCUGUACUGGAUGUCCUGACACCAGAUGAUGUUCGGAUUCUGGUGGAGAUGGAGGAUGAGUUUUCUCGCCGUGGUCAAUUUGAACGAAUUUUUCCUUCUCGAAUCUCCUCUCGCUAUCUCCGCUUUUUUGAGCAGCCACGAUAUUUCAACAUUCUCACCACCCAGUGGGAACAGAAGUACCAUGGCAACAAGCUCAAAGGAGUAGAUCUGCUUCGGAGUUGGUGCUACCAAGGGUUCCACACAGGAGCCAUCUCUGAUUCCGCUCCAAUGUGGUCUCUCCCAACAUCACUUCUGACUAUCCCAAAGGGUGAUGUGGCACUCGGUGCUCUCUCCAAAUCAGAGACUGGCAAGCUGGGAAAACACAGCUUCUCCGAGGGAAGAAUACCACUCUCUGAAGACGGGACCAUCCCUGAGCCCAAGAAGACCCAAGCUGGCCUUUCUCCUCUCCCCGGGAAACCCAGUUCUUCCAAGGACAGUGAGGACACCAGCAAAGAGCCCGGCCUCUCCACGCAGAUGUCACCUGUGAUGAAGUACUCUGGGCAGACUUCGGGACUCUCCGCUUCCCCCGCCUCCCAGUCAACCGGUGACUCACUCCUGGCUGCUGUGAGCCCAUGACUGGCCUCUCUCCACUAGCCCCUGCCUAGGAGCACCGGUGUUAGCUACCUCAUGGGAACUGGCCGGCCGGCUGGCUGGCCAGCCAGCCUGACUGAGCCCCAGCCCCUUCCUCAAAGUAUUUUUUUGAAGUGGUUGAAUUGCAGAGAUGGGUAUCUGGAGGGUGGAAUGGUGGCGGGAAUGGGGAGAAGGUGAGGAAGGUUCACUGGCUGGUACCUCAUAUCUCCACAGAGAAGCCACUGAUGGCCACUCAGCCUUAUAAAGCAGGGUUUGGUUUCUAA